UUUGCUUGCCCUUUAGUGACCAUGAAGAUGAUGCUGAGUCUGGUUUGGCUGCUCAUAGCCAUAGCCCAUAAGGCUGAACCCUUCAUCUCUGAGAACUUCACUGAGUGCCGGGAGUUUUUCUAUAACCAAUCGUUCCCUCAAGGCUUUCAAAACAUUUCUCCCCCUCACCAUAUUAAUCAUCCAAACUUACCAGAUGGGAUAAAGGCAAAAGAACUGACCUCUCCAGCUUAUAUCUGCCAGCGAUAUAAGAACAUUGAUUACUUUGCUUCCCUGUAUGACAGAGGCAGGCGUGUGCCCCUCUAUUCUGCCUACAUCUUGGACAGGAGACCCACAGAUAAAUGUAUACCUGGCAGACAAACACGUUUCAAUGUAGAACCUCAGCUGGUCGAUAGGAAGCUGAACAAAGCAAUGCUAAGUCAAUCAGCCACUAAAGGAGAGAUACAAAAACACUUUAAAAUCAAGAACAUUCAAGAAGCCCUAGAAAGACUUAGAACAAGCCAAGCUGUUAGUGCUGAUUAUGGAAUCACCGGCUAUCACAGAGGCCAUCUGAAUCCCGUGUGCCAUCAUAAAAACCAAGUUGCGCAGGAUGCAACAUUCACACUGACCAACGCCGUGCCGAUGAAUAGUAGUUUAAACCAAGGCCAAUGGAACGUUUAUGAGAAGAAAAUGAUAGAGAUUGCCAGAGACUGUAACACUACGUAUGUGGUCACUGGCAUUGUACCGGGUAAUAAUUCGCUUAAUGACCGUGUGAAUAUUCCCAGUCACGUGUGGAGCGCUUACUGCUGUGUAGAUAAUAAUGGCAAGCCAAUCAGGUCAGGGGCGGGAUUAGCGAACAAUAUAAACUAUCCUGUCAAAGUGAUAAGUGUGUCUGAGCUAGAGGUACAACUCCAACGUCUUAUACAGUAUAUUUCUUUUUCAAUAUUCCAAAAUAAGUGUUCAUAAAAAUGAAAAACAUCCAGAAAACUGCUGCCAAGUAUAAAGCAAACAGCUCAAUGCCUCAGUAUCAGUGCCGCAGACACAUCUGAUCUGUACCAACUGGGUUCAUUUACAACCAAUGGGACAAGGUGCCAUGUGCAAACUACAGGAGCCUCCCUCUAUAUAUUGCUGUCUGGGGGUGUGGGAGGCACGUGGGCAUCCCCUGGGAACUUCCCCAGCCUGUCCCCUGUGUCAUUCAUAAGCUGCAAGUUAGGGACCCUAGGGUAAGUACAGGGCUCCCAUGCUUUGUGCCCUUUAGCGCCCUAGCACUUGCCCCUGUCCCAUCAGUAACUGAGCCUUAAUGCCUUCCUACUGUCUGUAGAUAUAGAUUUUUACUUUGAAAAGUGCAUUUGCAAUAACCAGUGUGGCUUCCAAUAGUAACUACUCAGGCAUUUGCUUUGAAUAUAGCUUGUUACUAUCCUUCCCCAUAUGCAACUGCCAAAUAAAUCUGCUCUGAGC
This is a messenger RNA of Xenopus tropicalis (tropical clawed frog), 1434 nucleotides long. RefSeq names its product endonuclease domain-containing 1 protein. The record is from RefSeq and is a predicted model, not a curated record. The transcript is spliced from 2 exons. Lineage: Eukaryota; Metazoa; Chordata; Amphibia; Anura; Pipidae. The coding region runs from base 22 to 942 and encodes 306 amino acids. Gene Ontology annotation, molecular function: metal ion binding; nucleic acid binding; hydrolase activity.